CAAGGCUGGGGCUCUGCAGGAAAAGGAGCGAAUCCUUUUGCUGCCAGCAGACAGCAGAAGUUAUUUGCUCUGCCUGGGCAGCGAGGAGAUGAGGGGUGCUGGGCUUUGCCUUAUCACACAGCAGGCAGGAGCGCUGCAACAAGACAUUUCUGGGAAACGAGCUCCGGCAAACAGCAGCAACAUCUUAAUGAGCAGAGGCAUUGCAAGAGUCGGACAGAGUAGCAAUUAGAUUAGUGACAAUUAAAAUCCUGUAGCGAGGGAUAAAUAUCUUUAUUCAUUUUCUGUCACUUCGGACUGGGACAAAUUAAGUAGGAGGCAGAGGGAAAUUCUUGCCUUGCUGCUUUGAACUCUCCCACUAAUGGAUGCGGAGUCUGGCGGGUGCUGGGGGAGAGGAGAGGGAGCGGGCGUGGGGGGACACACUGUGUAGCCCCCCCCUGCUGCCCCUGCCUGGCUCGCUGGGACCAUUGGGCGGUGGAUUCAGGUGUUUUGCUCAUUGCAAAACUGCUUUCUUUUGCUUUCUUUUGUUGCUUUUCCUUCUGUGGAAUAAAAACGAAGGGGUCCAAGUGAGCCCUGGGUGCAAUGCUGCCGUGCUUGGGAACCUUGCAUCUCCCCCUCUCCCAUGGGAGCCACUUGGCCCUGAGCAGAGCCGUCCAUCAGCAGCUCUCCUGGGUGGGCUCCCCAGCUGCUUGCGCUGCCUCUGCAUCGGUACCUCUGUCUACUGCGACGACGCCGACCUGGAGCACAUCCCGCUGCUGCCCCCGGACACCACCUACCUCUACGCCCGCUUCAACCGCAUCAGCGCCAUUUGGGCCGGCGAUUUCACGGGGCUGAAGAAGCUGAAGCGAAUAGACCUGACGAGCAAUUCCAUCUCCUGGGCGGACGCGGACGCCUUCCGCCUCCUGCCCAGCCUGCAGGAGCUCAUCCUGCCCGAGAACAGGCUGACGGCGCUGCCUGAGCUGCCCCGCAGCAUCGUCAGGCUGGACGCCCGUCUCAACAGGAUCCCCAGCACCGGCCUCCAGCCCGAAGCUUUCCGGGACCUGAAGCAGCUGCAGUUUCUCCAUCUGUCCGAUAACCAGCUGGACUACGUCCCCACACCCCUGCCCGAGAGCCUGCGCUCCCUGCACCUCCAGAACAACAACAUCCAGACCAUGCACAAGGACACGUUCUGCGACAGCCAAGACCACAGCCACAUCCGCAGGGCGCUGGAGGACAUCCGCCUCGAUGGCAACCCCAUCAACCUCAGCCUCUUCCCCAACGCCUACUUCUGCCUGCCCCGCUUGCCCACGGGACGCUUCGCCUGAGCCCCACUGCUGGCUGCUCUUGGAGAGCAUCCCCGGGCCCCCACACCCCACCGGCACCCCCCUAUUUCUUGCUGUCCCAUGGGAAAUGUGGGGUUAAGGCGUUUAACCCUGGGCGAGCUGAGCCUCUGUGUGUGGGUGAAUUCGUCUCUGGGGCAAACGGAGCGGAGUGUGGGCAGCUGUAAUAAAAUGAAGACUUUAAAA
Cygnus olor (mute swan) is the source of this 1502-nucleotide messenger RNA. It is a transcript of the gene OPTC, whose product is annotated as opticin. The record is from RefSeq and is a predicted model, not a curated record. Bases 363 to 1301 code for a protein of 312 amino acids. The transcript is spliced from 5 exons. Lineage: Eukaryota; Metazoa; Chordata; Aves; Anseriformes; Anatidae. Gene Ontology annotation, molecular function: protein binding.